CUUUAUAUACUUCAACGGAAAGAAAAUUAUUGAGGAAGAAAAAACAGUAUCUUACAACAAACAAUGGCUCUUUCACGUAGUUUCUUUUUUCUCUUAUCUCUUACACUCAUUUCCACUCAAAUAACAACCACAAAUGGAGUUUUGUCACAACAAUCCAACAUCAUAUUACCCUCAGAACAACCAAGAACAGAAAAACUAACACAUAUCCAUUUCUUCUACCAUGACAUUAGAGACAACAAAAAUCCCACCAUAGUACAAAUCAUUGACACACCAAAAAAUGUACCUAAUGGAUUUGGUUCAACUUUUAUGAUGGAUGAUGCAAUGACUGAAGGGCCAGAGUUAAGUUCAAACCAUAUUGGAAGAGCUCAAGGGUUGUUUGGUCUUUCUUCACUUCAAGAUCUUGGAAUGUUUAUGUUGACAAAUUUUGUUUUUAAGGAAGGGGAAUAUGGUGGAAGUAGUCUUAGUAUGUUGGGAAGGAAUCCUAUUUCUGAACAAAAUAGAGAAAUGCCUAUUGUUGGUGGAACUGGUUUUUUUAGAUUUGCUAGAGGGUUUGCUAUUGCAAAUAGUGUUGAUUCCAUUUCUACCCCUGAACAUUUUGUUGUUGAGUAUAAUAUUACUGUUUCUCAUCCCUAAAAUUUCCUUUUGAAAAUGGGUUUAGGUUUUUAGUGCUAUUUUUGGCAUCUACAAGAGAGUUAGAGAUAGAUAUGUACUUUGGUAGAUUUGGUGUCAAUAAUUUGCUUCAGCAACUUUGGUUGUUUUGAAGAAAAAAAAAUCAAUUUUAAUUAAUAUAUUUUGCAUUGAUAUUAA
Molecule: messenger RNA, 807 nt
Organism: Medicago truncatula (barrel medic)
Lineage: Eukaryota; Viridiplantae; Streptophyta; Magnoliopsida; Fabales; Fabaceae
Product: dirigent protein 11
Exons: 1
Coding region: 64-633 (189 amino acids)
Source: RefSeq, a predicted model, not a curated record